AUGUAUCUGGCAGUGAGAAGUGGACUAGUGCUUUCUGUGGCCUUGUGUGGUGCUUUAUGUGACCAACAGUACCUUGAGAGCUAUGUCAAGUUGCCGCGAAUUUACGAGUAUGAUGAUUUCUACACGUGUCGCCAAAGACAUACCAAUUUCGUUUACUGUGUCAGUGUCAGUACCCUACAGGCAGAUACGUCCAAUGAGCUGUGGCAAAACAUUUCUCGGUUGCUGUCCAAUCGAAGAAAUUUUCGACACGAUCAGCUUGAAAGGGGGUUGUGUUUGAGCAAUUAUUACGCCGGUGCCGCACAUGAUCUUCAACAUACGGCAAAGCUGGUUGAUACUUAUCUAAACCAUAAAAUCUACGAUCAAUAUGGUCUUCAAAGUCAUACAACUACGGAAUCAUGUUGGACAAGAGCAAAUUUCGAACAGCGGAGAACGUUUGGUGACUACAUUUUCGGUUGUCUCACACUCAUCUUAUUGCUCACAGCGCUUUGCGCUACCUGGAGUGAUUUCAACGAUCGUUCCGAUGACUUAUUCGUGGAGGCGUUUUCCAUACGAAGAAAUAUCCAACGAUUGUUAAAAGCGCCAAAGCCCAAUGCACUACCGUUCCUCGAAGGACUUCGUGCGCUUGGGACGCUUACUAUACUGAUAGUGCACUCACAGCUACCGAUGAUUCGUAUGCCUGUGUGGAACACAGAAGAUUUGGAAGCGCAAGCCAAUCAUUUUAUUUUCCCGCUAGUCAAUUCCGGAAAUACUCAUAUGAUACAGUUUUUCUUUACGUUGGGUGGAAUGGUGUUUGGAAUAAGCUGUCUGAGACACUUUGAACGGUCACCAUCGUUCAGUUUCAUGUACUUUUUGGACAAGCUAUUACGCCGUUUAGUCAGAUUACUGCCAGCAUAUGCCUUCAUUAUCAUAUACCAAGCGACAUGGUACAAACGCGUCAAACAAGGACCGCUGGAAUACAAGUUUAACGAUUUCUGCCUAGAAAAUUGGUGGACUAACAUGCUUUUUGUGAACAACUACAUUCAUACCACUCAACCUUGCCUUCAGUUUAGUUGGUAUUUGGGUGCCGAUUUUCAACUGUUCCUAAUCGGUUCGGCAUUGCUCUUGCUGGUUUGGAAGUUUCCCUCAAUAAAAAGGUGGUUGGUGCGUUUUAUGAUUGCGGUGGCACUUUUCUUGCCGGCAUACAUCAUCUACACUGCUUCAACCGCAGCUACGAUGACUUUCGACAUGAGGCAUGCAUUAGCGGAACUACGUACCUAUGAUCAUUUUUUAAAGUAUUACCUUCCAUCACACACGAAUUUAAGUGGUUAUUUCUUCGGCAUAAUUGCCGCUAUGUACUAUAGGAGUGUGCUAGCAAGUGGUUCGCAAGCUCAAUCUCUACCGGUACUGCAAAAGUGGUUGAGCAUAUCCUUCGUGGCACUGUUUGGGUUGAAUGCUUUCACCACGCUACUUCCAUUCUUGAACGUAGAUAAACAAAAUUCCAUCUUCCACGCGAUCUACGGUAGUCUGCUGAAAUCUUCAUGGGGCUGUAGCUAUAGCCUUUUGUUUUUAGUUUUCGCACUGAAAGGUAAAUCACGUGUUUUGGACGUGUUGUCGCAUGGUGUGUUGCAGUUUUUCGCCAAAAUAAGCUAUUGCGUGUACGUAGUGCAAUACUCUGUAAUAUAUGGAUUGUAUACAAACUUUCCGAUUCCUAUAGUUUACGGAGGAUUCAAUCUGAUUCUAAUAACGUCAGCAUCCUUGUUGAUAACAGUCACUUGUGCGCUGCUCCUUUAUCUUGCUCUAGAAGCUCCUGUCGCACUGAUAGGUAACAAAUGGAUAGCAAUAAAAUCGAAGCUAAACAUCGAAAACUUCUAUAAAUGUGUGAUCGGACAACACUUGAUCACAUCGGUGGUAUAUGAGCAUUAUCAGUAG
Molecule: messenger RNA, 1908 nt
Organism: Anopheles maculipalpis
Lineage: Eukaryota; Metazoa; Arthropoda; Insecta; Diptera; Culicidae
Product: O-acyltransferase like protein-like
Exons: 10
Coding region: 1-1908 (635 amino acids)
Molecular function (GO): acyltransferase activity, transferring groups other than amino-acyl groups
Source: RefSeq, a predicted model, not a curated record